CGAGUCCCCGGUGAGAACAGCUUCCGUUACCGAGUUCACAGCUCGAGUUACAGACCAGACAUGCUAGAUCUCCGCGAUACAGGAUAAUUAGCGGUUAUUAACUCUCGUUAUUAUUAACCGGUCGUUUUGUAUUUGGGACUUUUGGAACUUUGUCUAUAAAGGACAAUACACUUCUGGAAGAAACUCCGCAGAGUUUUGUCUCGAAACUGCUUCGCCUUUCAACAGUUUUCUGGAGGAACUAAACGGGAUCUAGGAAGUAGCUCGCUUGCAGUAAAAUAGAACCGAGAGAAACGUUUUUAACCGCAGACGAGACGUUUUGAAAGGAGUCGUGUCAUCAGAAUAGUUGAACAAGUCACCCACUUCCGGCUGGAUUAUAACGGCUGCUGUUUGAAAAGAUCCUCUGACUCACACUAACACACAUCCAUGCCCCCGGUGCUCGACCGGAACGGUCAUGUGACGGGUGUGGCGGGGUGGAGAAUGUUGUCCCGGUUUACCUGUGUCUGCGUGUUUGUGCAUGAGAUGUGGUUUGAGGCUCCGCUGGGAGAUUAACCCGUGAUCAUCUCACAGAGACGUUUCACAUUCAGCCCGUAACUAUUGAGUUCUGAUCAAAUUCUAUUGGGUUUUACAACACGAGGAGACGCACCGACUCAAUUUGGACGACCGGUAGUUUAUACGGUGCUGCUGAUUAACCAGUCGGUCUGGCUCGGUUUCUGUCGGCUUUGAGGAGAAAAGUCGCCGUUUUAUUUAUUUUAAACUUUAUUAGUGUUUUAUGGGACACGUCGCGGGAAGCUGCUGUACACGGAUACGAAUACAACAUGAGCUGAGACAGUUUAACUACUCCUUAAGGAAAGGUUUGGAUAAAUCUCCCGGUUCAACCGAAUACAACAUGAGCUGAGACAGUUUAACUACUCCUUAAGGAAAGGUUUGGAUAAAUCUCCCGGUUCAACCGAAUACAACAUGAGCUGAGACAGUUUAACUACUCCUUAAGGAAAGGUUUGGAUAAAUCUCCCGGUUCAACCGAAUACAACAUGAGCUGAGACAGUUUAAUUACUCAUUAAGGAAAGGUUUGGAUAAAUCUCCCGGUUCAACCGUGGAUUGUAUAUUUCAUGUUCUUCAGUAAACACUCGGUCUGUAAUAUCUAUAGGGUUAUAUUAUUGAUCCGUCGGUGAUUAUCAGUUCGGUAUUGAUACGGUGUAGCGCCAUGGCUCUGUCUCAGGUGCAGUGUCUCGAUGAGCAUCACGUCAACUGGCGUGUGACCGAGUCCAAACCCGAGUUCUUUUACAGCGAGGACCAGCGGCUCGCCUUAGAGGCUCUGCUGACCGGGGGGCGAGAGGCCUUUAGCACCUACCUCGGUGACCACGGCCUCCGAAACUUCCUGUCUGAACCGGAGCUCCUGCGGCUGGCGCGCACCGUGGAGGCCUACCGGCCUGGGAGCGAGCACCUCAAGGCCGAGGCGGGAGCGAGCAGCGCGUCCCCGAAGGAGUAUGACGGGGGAAAUGGGCCACUGUCAUUACAGUACUGGCCCGACCGCUCUGAAGAUUCUAUACCCGACCUGGACCUGGGCUGGCCCGACGCCGCGUCAUACCGAGGAGUGACACGCGUCAACGUGCACACGCAGCCCCCAGCUGAUGGACACACACACAUCAAGGAGGUGGUCCGGAAGGCUAUAGCACAGGCUCAGAAGGUGAUCGCCGUAGUGAUGGAUCAGUUUAGUGACGUUGACAUCUUUAAGGACCUGUUAGAUGCAGCCUAUAAGAGGAGAGUUCCUGUCUACAUCGUCAUCGACACGUCUGCCAUUUCCUGCUUCCUGGACAUGUGUUCUAGAGCCAACAUGCACCAGGGACACCUCAAGAACCUGCGUGUGCGAUGUAGUGAAGGAGUAGAGUUCUACACUCGCUCGGCUCAGAAGGUCCGAGGUUCUCUCAGUCAGAGAUACAUGCUGAUAGACGGAGACAGAGCUGUGACUGGAUCAUACAGCUUCACGUGGUCGGCGUCUCGUCUGGACCGGAACCUGAUCACGGUUCUGAGCGGUCAGGCAGUGGAGACGUUCGACAAACAGUUCCGUGACCUCUACAUGACCUCUAGGGGCGUGUCCCUCGCCAAGGUUCCGCUGGAGGAGGAGCCUAUCCCUGACUUCACCCCCAUCGCCACCCCCGCCCCUGUCUCCGCAGCCGUUGCUAGGAAACUAAUCAACCCGAAAUACGCCCUAGUUACGUCACAGGCUAAAGCUAACAAUGCUAGCCCAGCUAGCUCCGCUAACGACUCUAGCAACAAGAACUCCACUACCCAAAAUCCACUGGGACGGGUUCUAAAGCCUGCCAGAGAGCCAGUGGAGGCCCCGCCCCUCCACCCAGGACUAGCCAAUCUGGAGAAGGUGUACCUGAUCCCAUACCUGCCCACCUGGCCGGAGCCGGACCCUCCCCGCGACGUGAUUGGCUUCAUCAAUGUGAGAGACGCUUCCCGCCCCCAACAGGUCCACCUCCAGAGAAGUCAACAGUUUGAGACCAGCCAAGCCAUCAGGUUCACCUCUCCCUUCAGUAUGCCUGAGAAACCCCUACCUGAGACUGCUACUCUACGGAAUACACAGCACGACAAACACACGCCUGAUACACAGAACCCUGAUACGCCUGAUACACAGAGCCCUGAUACACAGAACCCUGAUACACAGAUCCCUGAUACACAGAUCCCUGAUACACAGAACCCUGAUACACAGAACCCUGAUACACAGAACCCUGAUACACAGAUCCCUGAUACACAGAUCCCUGAUACACAGAUCCCUGAUACGCCUGAUACACAGAGCCCUGAUACACAGAGCCCUGAUACACAGAACCCUGAUACACAGAUCCCUGACACGCCUGAUACACAGAACCCUGAUACACAGAUCCCUGACACGCCUGAUACACAGAACCCUGACACAAACCCCUCCGCCCCUCCAGUCCCUAAACCUCGCACCCUGCAGCUCCUCAUUAGCCCCGCCCAUUCUCACCAGUCUGGCCGACCACAGGUCAGCCUGGUCCCCAGGACUGAAAGCCAAUCAGGGACACCGCCUGCCUCCAUCAGCCAAUCAGAAACACUGAUGGAUACCAAGUCCCGCCAUGGACCGAGAGAUGAGGAGGAGGAGGAGGAGGAGGGGCUGGAGGAGGAGUGGCUAGAUGAGGAGGAGGAAGGGUUGGAGGAGGGGCUGGAGGGGUGGCGGGGCAGCAGUACUCAUGAUGAUAAUGGCAGCACCACGGCACUAUGUGACCAGACGGCCAAUGACACGUCGUGUGACGACUUAUACUACGAGUGCAACGAAUCAGACCCCACAGAAUCCUCGCCGGUGGCAAAUGGGGUAACAGCAGAGUUGGGCCGGGUUGACGAGGGUCAUCGUCAUGGAAAUGGGGUCCAUGUGAUGGCGAGGUUCUCCCAGAGCAUGCUGGACCUUCGGCCUCACAGCCAAUCAGACAACAGGGGAGUUCUAAUGAGCCAAUCACAGGACCGAAGAAGUCAACAGACACGGCCACAGCCACACAGACACAUCGGACAGUUGUUUCAGAGCUCCAGGUCGCCAGGUCGUGAUGGUCGCCAGAGAUGCAGGACUAAAGUCGUCAUUGCCAAACCAGGAAGUGUCCACCGCUCGCCACUAGCAUCGUGCCCUGUGAUUGGAGGACAUCGCUACUUGCAGGGCCAAUCACUGCAGCCCUCCGAUACUCGCUCCAGCCGGUCGCCACGACGACACAGCCCUGCCUACAAAGGGGCGGGACUUUCCCCUGGCCACGCCUCCCCACGUCGAGCAUCCAUUCCGGCAGGAGCUAUGGGCGUGUCCUUCUCCAAACUGACCAAUCAACUACUGAGGGGGCGGUAUAUAGCCUCACAGACGAAAGCGUCGCUUGACAACAAGGAGGUCGGCUAG
Salvelinus fontinalis (brook trout) is the source of this 3892-nucleotide messenger RNA. Its product is annotated as protein FAM83G-like. The transcript is spliced from 6 exons. The coding region runs from base 1202 to 3892 and encodes 896 amino acids. Lineage: Eukaryota; Metazoa; Chordata; Actinopteri; Salmoniformes; Salmonidae. The record is from RefSeq and is a predicted model, not a curated record.